AUCUUCUCAGCAGUCGCAGCAGCUGCAGAAACAGGCUCUGAAAGGCAAAGUACUGCAGCAGCCUCAGCAACAGCGUGGUUUGUCUUUUAUUGGGAAUGCUGCUGGAAUGAGCGAGGAUAGCCGCAGCGGUAGAGAUUGGUGUUUCUCGAGCAGUGGCAGUCGCGGCCGGGAGCGGGUGAUUGCGGGUGAGAGGAAGGUUCAGGGUAAAAAACCUUCUGGGACUGGGUCUCCUCUCUCAAGGGACGCUGAAGGGGGUUCUUGCUUGCAGUCGUCAGCAAUGGGUUGCGGCGGGUUGGGUUCUUCUCGGAAUCAAAUUGGGACCACCUUGAACCUAAUGGCUCCAACAAAUGCUGGUAUUGCCUCCAGACCUGGUGUGCAGACGUGUCCAUUGGGUGCAAUGAGUCCUUUGCAGCAACAUACUGUAGGUGGAGUGUCGAAGCAGGGUGGUGGUAGGUCUAAGGGCACGGGGGGCUCAAGUCCUGGCGCAGCGAUGUUGCACCAGGCUACGCAGUCCUCUUUUUCAGACCGUCUAACUGGAAGUGCAGGGUCCUUGGUGGGAAAGGCGCCUCUUGCCCAAGGGUUGAGUCUUGCGGGUCAAAGCAUUCCAACAAGUCAGGGUGGGCAGCACCCGCAGAGUAAGAUAAACCAGAGGUCAGCACAGGGAGUUCUUACAGGUUCCUCAGCGGCAUCGACAGCUCCAGUUCCAAAUCUUGAGGCAGUGCUGGCUGCUGCGAUGGCGAAUAACUCGCAGAGCCAGCAGGCGCUUCGAGCAUCGUCAGUGAGUGCGGCCGGAAAUGUGGGGUGUACUUCGAGGAUGGGGGCUCCUGCGGUGUCACUGGGUUCGAUUUCGAUGGGGAUAUCGUCAAAGAGUUUAGGGCCGAACCAAGUGAAGAGCAGCUCGUCUCAGAAGUUGCCUUUUCCCAUUCCUCAAAAGGUGGGUGCGGGUGGAGCUCCAAUGAAGCGAGAUUCGUCUCCUUUGUCGGUUGGCCCCGUUCUUUCGAUGUUGGGUCCGAGUUUUUCGGCUCAAAGCCUGUCUAGUAAGAGCUCACAGCAAUCACAAGUGCAGAUUCAAGGGCUAACUCAGAGCUCGCAACAGCAUAUUGGAAGUCAGUCACAUGGCUCUGCACAAGGACAGGGACCUCCUCCCCAGUUGCAGCCGCAGCAGAGCAAGCACUCAUUGACUAAUCCGCACCAAACGCAACAGCAGCAUACGCAUCAGCAACAUCAACACUUGCAUCAGCAUCACCAACAGUCUGGUCAUCUACAGGAUUCCCAAGCUGGCCCUCCACAUUCCCAAGUGUCUCAACAUGCUCCAUCAUACCACCAGCAGUCUGGGCAUCAGCAGCAGCCUGGUUCAGGUUCUCAAGCGCAGCAGGUUCAUUCCCAACAACAAAUGCAGCAGCAGCAGCACAUGCAGCCACCACAGCAUGCAUCUCAUCUGCAGCAGCACCAACAAGCAUCGUCUCAUCAACAGCAGCAGUUCGGUAUUCCCGGCGGGAACGGUAGCUUGGCAAUAAGCUCCGGGCUUUCACUGGGCGCGGGGAACACGGGCAGUGGCGUGGGGGGUGGGCGGAGCAGCACGAACUCCGAUGGUGGGGGAGGGGCCCCGAAUGGGAGGGCGGUUCAGUCUACGAAGCAAGGAGGGGGUGGCGGUAUUCCAGGAGGACAGCGGGCGAGCGGCGGGCCGGGAUUUCUGCAACAAUAUGGAAGCGGCGGUGGGGCGUCGUCAGGUCAGCAGCAGUCGGGGAGCCCUCGGAACAGCGCAGCGUCGGGGUAUUCACAGGGGAACUCGAACUCGGGGGCAGCGGGAAGAGCAGGUAAUGGAAAGGGAGAUGGUGGUCAGGAGCAGGCGAACUGUAUGCGGAUGGCGAAAGGUGGAGCGCAAGCAAGGGGUGGGUCGACGAUGGGAAGCGGUGGGGGGAUGCAGGGUUCGUCGCAGCGAGCGGAGGGGGUUGGGGGAGGUGGGAGUAAAGCGGGGGGUGGGGGGUUGAACAGUUUCGGGGAUAUUGUGCAGUCACGGACGAGUGUGAUGAUGACGAGCCCGAGCGGCGGGGCACAGGGUGGUGGGAGUAUGUCGAACGGGCAGAGCAACAUCAGCAAUCCAAAUGUACAGAGUGGAGGAGAUGGAAGGCAUGGAGUGAACGGGGACGUUGGUGGUGGUGGUGGAGGCCAGAACCAAGGUCACGCAACGUCAGGAACGUCGAUGGGGGCCGGUGGCGUGGUAGCUAGUGGUCCAGUAGUAGCGGUGCUGGGUGCUCAGCCUCCGACGAGUGCGGUGCAGCAGUGAGUUGGUGGAGGAGUUAGUUUUCUCUGACACUUUCGUUCGUGAUAUUCGAAGGAAAUGCAUGCGAAAGUGGUUUUCGUGCAACGCUCAUUUGUUGAAGGUGACAAUCCGGAACUUAACCAUUUUUCUUGAUCACCACUUAGACCCCGACGGAUCACUACUCUUGGUCAUGUCGAGGAUCAUCAGACUUUUUUUGAGCGGCAUGGUCGAGUCGAGGAGUUCCAAUUCGCUGAACGUUGCACGCCGAUUUACUUCGAUGCGUUCUGGCUUAGGCGUUUCGAAGGAUUCACGAGACUGGGAACUGCGAUGGACGGAGAUUUUCAGAUUGAGACAUGAGUGAAGUUGAUUGGACCUAGCCAGAUGUAGGUGCAUCAUGGAAGAACAGCUACUUUGGUUAAAGAAUGUACAAUUGGAUGUCACACCAUGACCUGCGAGGGGCUUAAAUUUCCUAUCUGAAGUACAUUUGCUCAUAUGAGAUGGUCAUGAAUGAGAGACCCGGACACUUUUGUGGGAGUUUGCUUUUUUCAGCAGUGGAGUUUGCAAAGAAAUGAUAUGUAUUUUCUUUGUGAUACAAGUAUAUAUGAUGGCCCUUCCCCUAAGCUCACCUUUAUUUUGUCUUACUUUUGGGAUGUCACGUGACCCUUUGGUUCCAAGAUGGUACACUUUGGGAUGUAUCAUGACUUCCAGAUCUUCAUCUACUUAACUUAAUGUUUAUCCA
Molecule: messenger RNA, 3002 nt
Organism: Physcomitrium patens
Lineage: Eukaryota; Viridiplantae; Streptophyta; Bryopsida; Funariales; Funariaceae
Biological process (GO): regulation of circadian rhythm
Cellular component (GO): nucleus
Source: RefSeq, a predicted model, not a curated record